AUGGAAACCAGGAAAAAACCCCAGAAGAGAGUCAUCAAGUUCAGCAUUCCCGGCAUGAAGCCAAAUGUCAGACUUAAAGUCUUCGAUAACGUCGAGUUUCACGUCCACAAAGUUCUCCUUCAAGUACACUCAAGGUUCUUCCAAAAGUUCUUGGAUUCACCCGAGAAGAAGAUCCCAGCAUCCGAAGACUUUGCGUAUGAAUGGGCGACUAUAAUCGAGGAAGAUGGAAGCUGGCAUUUGGUAUCUGCGCAAUCUAUCCCUGAAAAGGAGCUUAGCAAAGUACGAGAAGAACAGACAUUUGAAAGCCUCCUGAGAGCAAUGUACGGCCGACCAUAUCUACUCGAGGAGGUGGAAGAUCUACUUCGAUUGACAGACAUUGCCGACUACUAUUGCGCUCUUCUUGUUGUAUCAAGAACGGUCGAGGCGGCUUUGAUGCCAGCAGCCUAUCACCUAAGGAACGCCACCCUCUUUAGGGAAUGCCUCGCCUUUAUUCUAUCUCAAUGGUCAGACAUUGACGUCCGCCUCGAGUCUCAACAGCUCAUAAACAUUGUCCAUAGGAGUCAAGAAGAGAUUAGCCUACGAAUGGAGAAAUUGAACGAAGAGAUUCUUUCCAACCUGCAAGUCCUGUUCGAAGCGAAUCCAGAGACACACAGAGCUAUAUGGGACUAUAUUCGGGACGCUGCAACUACUGCAAAAAUAAUUUUCCCUCCUAGGGGGCUUCUCUCGCUCCCAACCUACUAUCGUAAGCUUUACGACUGCCAGCUAGACGGAGCAAAUGAAGUAUUCUCAAGUUUUCAGCUGGACGAGCUUUUGUCAAAAAAGUCUACUUUCAACCAGGAGUUGGUGGCGGGAAUGGACCAGGGUGGAGAAGAUUCGUUCUUCUGUGCGAUGAUAAGUACUGGGGAUCUGCCAUGGGACCUGACUGAAGAAGAUUGGUAA
Mollisia scopiformis is the source of this 939-nucleotide messenger RNA. RefSeq lists its product as uncharacterized. The record is from RefSeq and is a predicted model, not a curated record. Bases 1 to 939 code for a protein of 312 amino acids. NCBI's taxonomy places the organism in Eukaryota, Fungi, Ascomycota, Leotiomycetes, Helotiales, Mollisiaceae. The transcript has 3 exons. Gene Ontology annotation, molecular function: protein binding.